AUGACCCCCUUCUGGCAUUACCUCUCCAUCCUAACCCUUCUCCUUCCAGGAUACCUUGCGGCCGAGCAUCGCCGCCGCGACGAUAACGCCGAUGCCUACUCACCUCCCUACUACCCAGCCCCUCCUGGAGGCUGGAUCUCGGACUGGAGCGCGGCUUACGCCAAAGCUCAAGCCGUGGUGAGCAAUAUGACUCUUGCUGAGAAAGUGAACCUCACUACCGGCACAGGGAUGUACAUGGGCCCUUGUGUCGGUCAAACAGGAAGCGCACUGCGCUUUGGCAUUCCGAAUCUCUGUCUUCAGGACUCGCCUCUUGGCAUUCGAAACUCGGAUCACAAUACCGCGUUCCCUCCUGGGGUGACUGUCGGAGCCACCUGGGAUAAGGAUCUGAUGUAUCAGCGUGGUGUGGAGCUGGGGCAGGAAGCUCGCGGGAAGGGUGUGAAUGUUCUCCUAGGUCCUGUGGUUGGGCCCAUGUUCAGGAAACCCCUUGGUGGACGCGGGUGGGAGGGCUUCGGAGCUGACCCCACGCUGCAGGCGAUUGGCGGCGCGUUGACAAUCCAGGGCAUGCAAAGCACUGGUGCCAUCGCUUGCUUGAAGCAUUACAUCGGCAAUGAGCAGGAAAUGUAUCGUGAGACCUCGGUGCUGACCACGGGUUAUUCGUCGAAUAUUGAUGAUCGUACUUUGCAUGAGCUGUAUCUGUGGCCGUUCGCUGAGGGAGUCAGAGCUGGCGUUGGGUCGGUUAUGACUGCGUACAAUAAUGUGAAUCGUUCGGCGUGCAGCCAGAACAGCAUGCUCAUCAACGGCAUCCUCAAGGACGAGCUGGGCUUUCAGGGAUUCGUCAUGACCGACUGGCUGGCUCAGCAGGGGGGCGUUUCGUCUGCUCUAGCCGGGCUUGACAUGGCUAUGCCUGGCGACGGUGCGAUUCCUUUGCUAGGAACUGCCUUCUGGGGAUCGGAGCUAUCGACUGCAAUUCUCAACGGAACAGUACCGCUGGACCGACUGAAUGAUAUGGAUCAGGAUUACCCUCUGCCCAACUUCUCAAGCAACACCCUCGACAAAACGGGUCCUCUCUACCCCGGCGCCUUAUUCUCCCCAACAGGAGUUGUCAAUCAAUUUGUCGACGUGCAAGGCAACCAUAAUGUCACGGCCCACGCGAUUGCUCGGGAUGCUAUCACUCUCCUCAAAAAUGACAACGACACCUUGCCCCUCAAGCGCAAUGCUUCUCUCAAAGUGUUUGGGACCGAUGCUGGGCCUAACAAUUCAGGACUUAACUCCUGCAGUGAUAUGGGUUGCGACCAAGGCGUUCUGACCAUGGGCUGGGGAAGUGGCACCUCACGCCUGCCCUCUCUUGUGACGCCGCAAGAAGCAAUUGCCAACGUUUCCACAUCGAACACAACCACCUUCUACAUUACAGACACCUUCCCUUCCAACCUCCCCACGCCAUUGUCAUCCGACAUUGCUGUUGUCUUCAUCAACGCCGACUCCGGAGAGAACUAUAUCACUGUAGAGUCCAACCCCGGAGACCGCACCAACGCCGGCCUCUACGCAUGGCACAACGGCGAUGCGCUCGUCCAAGCCGCAGCAGCCAAGUUCUCCACCGUGGUUGUGGUCAUCCAUACUGUCGGUCCAAUUCUCCUCGAGUCGUUCAUCGACCUCCCCAGCGUGAAAGCCGUGCUCGUCGCGCAUCUCCCCGGCCAAGCCGCCGGCUACUCGCUCACCGACGUCCUCUACGGAGAUACCAGCCCCAGCGGCCACCUGCCCUACACCAUCCCCGCCUCUGCGUCCGACUAUCCAUCCUCCACAGACAUCAUCACCUCGCAACCACUCUUCUCCCAGAUCCAGGACUGGUUCGACGAGGGGCUCUACAUCGACUACCGGUACUUUCUGAAAGCGAACAUUACCCCCCGCUAUCCCUUCGGCCACGGCCUGUCGUACACCACCUUCCAAUACUCCGCUCCCACACUAUCGACCGUGACCGACCUGAGCACCGCCUAUCCCGCCGCACGCGCCAGCAAGGCCUCCGUCCCAACGUACCCGACGAACAUCCCCGAUCCCUCCGAGGUUGCAUGGCCGAGCACGCUCGACCGGAUCUGGCGGUAUCUGUAUCCGUACCUCGACGACCCGAAGAGCGUCACGGAGAACUCCACGAGCACCUACGCGUACCCGCCGGGCUACUCCACGAUAGCGCACCCGGCCCCGCGCGCCGGGGGCGGGCAGGGCGGCAACCCGGCGCUGUUCGAGACGGCCUUUGAGAUCGACGUGACGGUCACGAACACCGGCGGGCGGAGUGGGCGGGCGGUGGCGCAGCUGUAUGUACAGUUACCGGGGCAGGCGGUCUUGGGCGUGGAUACGCCGCAGAGACAGCUCCGGGCGUUCGCGAAGACCGGGACCCUCGCCCCGGGGGCGAGUGAGAUUGUUAAGUUGAGCGUGACGCGGAAGGACCUGAGUGUCUGGGAUGUUACGGUGCAGGAUUGGAGGGUGCCGGUUGCUGGGGAAGGGGUGGUUUUUUGGGUAGGGGAGAGUGUCGCGGAGGAGGAUUUGGAGGUUCGGUGUGCGGUUGGGGGCACUUGCGAGGUUCUUCAGGGGGUAUGAGUGUUGUUGAUUUUAUGGGAACUGGGCCCAUUGUUUUUGGGCUGGGAGAUGGGAUAUACGUCUGGGUAGUGUAAGUAAUGGCUUAGGAAAUUUGCG
Aspergillus uvarum CBS 121591 is the source of this 2685-nucleotide messenger RNA. Its product is annotated as beta-glucosidase. Lineage: Eukaryota; Fungi; Ascomycota; Eurotiomycetes; Eurotiales; Aspergillaceae. Gene Ontology annotation, molecular function: beta-glucosidase activity. The coding region runs from base 1 to 2589 and encodes 862 amino acids. The transcript is spliced from 3 exons. Gene Ontology annotation, biological process: glucan catabolic process. The record is from RefSeq and is a predicted model, not a curated record.